This is a messenger RNA of Meloidogyne enterolobii, 610 nucleotides long. The record is from the annotation of a GenBank genome assembly. Lineage: Eukaryota; Metazoa; Nematoda; Chromadorea; Rhabditida; Meloidogynidae.
UCAACAACAACCACAUCAAAUUUCACGGCCUAUGCAACCAGAUCUAGGUAUAACUCUUGGCAGAGGAAGUCCUCAAGGUGGUCAAAAACGGAAAGGGAGAGUAACUAAACAACCAAAAUUACCUAAGUUUAAAAAUGCCAAGACCCAGCAUCAAACCGCUAUACACCAACAACACACUGUACAUCAACUACAACCAUCCAUACCUCAAGCGCACGCCGAAAUACCUCAGCAACACCUCCCAAUACCUCAACAACACUCUGAUAUAACUCAACUACCUCCCGCUAUUCCUCAGGAACACCCUGCCAUUCCUCAGCAACAACAUGCUUUACCUCAACAACAACAUGCUUUACCUCAACAACAAGCCAAUAUAUCUCAACAGCAACUUUUUCUUAUAUCAUUUGAUCAUCAAAAAGGACAAAACGAGUUGAGACAACGAAUGACAGAAUUUAUACAACAAAUACCUCGAAAGUUCCAUCGGGCAAUGACUCGAUAUAUGGAAGAGCUUCUUACGUAUUUACCAAAUCCACAAACGCAACAUCCAACCCUGACAACGCUUGAAGGUAUUCAACAUGUCAUGUCAGGUAGGAAUUUAAUAAUUCCGACUUUAUAA